This is a messenger RNA of Microthlaspi erraticum, 1380 nucleotides long. The record is from the annotation of a GenBank genome assembly. Lineage: Eukaryota; Viridiplantae; Streptophyta; Magnoliopsida; Brassicales; Brassicaceae.
AUGAGGUGGCAUGCGAGUUCUGAGAAUUUAGAUGGCAAGUUAAGACACCCUAGAGAUGGAAAGGCUUGGAAAGAGUUUAAUCAACAGUUUCCAGAGUUUGCAUCAGAGCCAAGGAAUGUAAGGCUCGGACUAGCACCAGACGGAUUCAACCCUUUUGGUAGUAUGAAUACAAACUACACUGUAUGGCCUGCGCUUCUGUUUCCUUACAACUUCCCGCCUUGGAUGUCAAUGAAGCAAACAUCUAUGAUCCUUUCAAUGAUGAUACCUGGGAAACAUAUGCCGGGUAAUGAGAUUGACAUAUACCUACAGUCUCUUAUCGAAGAACUAAGAGAGUUAUGGGAUGAUGGUGUGCCAACUUAUGAUGCUUCUUUGAAAGAGACAUUAUCUUGUCCUUCUUGUAACUUUGAUGCUAAGGAGUUUCGUCUAUGCCAUGGGAAGAAGAAUUGCUACAUGGGACAUCGUAGGUUUCUUCCUGAAAAUCACAUGUUUCGGAAAGACAAACAACAUUUUGAUGGUUUCACAGAAACAAGGCUUCCUCCGAUUACACUAUCUGGCACUGUUAUUCUCGAGCAACUUGAAGGCUUAGUUGUUACAUUAGGCAAGAAAGUAGACUUAGUUGGGAGGAAAAGAGGCCGAGCAGAUGAAGUACUUCAGUGGAGGAAAAGAAGUAUAUUUUUCAAGUUACCUUAUUGGAAACAUCUUCUCUUGCAUCACAAUCUUGAUGUGAUGCAUAUAGAGAAGAAUGUGUUUGAUAAUCUUGUCUUUACAAUACUAGAUGACAAAAACAAGUCCAAAGAUCAUCUUAACGCGAGGAAGGAUCUUCAUGCACUUGGUAUUCGCUCUGAGUUGUGGCCUGAUCAAAGUGGCAAAUAUCUUCCAGCCUGUUUCACAAUGACCAAGAGAGAAAAAGAUAUGUUUCUUACCAUAUUGAAGAGUGUAAAGCUAUCUGACGGGUAUUCUUCUGAUAUUUCCAAGUGUGCUGAUCUAAAUCAACGAAAGCUGGUGGGUUUAAAAAGUCAUGACUGCCACAUUUUGAUGGGUCAAUUACUGUCUAUUGCAAUCCGCAAUGUAUUGCCACAAGAAGUAGUGUUUGUUGUCAUAGAGUUAUGUAGCUUCUUUCGGGAUAUAUGUUCGAAAGUAUUUGAUACCAAGGAGCUGGAUCAUUUACAAGAGCAUAUUUCACUUACUCUCUGCCACUUAGAAAUGAUAUUCCCUCCAUCAUUUUUCACUGUGAUGGUGCAUUUGAUCAUUCAUCUGACAGAAGAGGUGAAACUAGGAGGUCCAAUUCAUUUUCGUUGGAUGUAUCCAAUUGAGAGGUACCUUCUGUUAAUUCUUUGCUUGAUUCUAGUUUGCUUGAUAGUUUGCUUGAUAGUUUCUUAA